Molecule: messenger RNA, 1647 nt
Organism: Chondrus crispus (carragheen)
Lineage: Eukaryota; Rhodophyta; Florideophyceae; Gigartinales; Gigartinaceae
Exons: 1
Coding region: 1-1647 (548 amino acids)
Cellular component (GO): spliceosomal complex
Source: RefSeq, a predicted model, not a curated record
AUGGCAGCAAGCUCCAGGACCACAGCACUUGACGCUCUUGUGGCAUCAGCUGAGUCAUUACCGCAAGCAGACAUAACCACCGACGCCGAACUAUACUCAAGAUUAAACGUCCUGAAAAAGGCUCUUACUCUCAAUUCACAGCUUCGCCUUCGGCACGCAGGUGAACCAGCGCGUUUUCUCCAAUCUGAACUGUCACUACACGAGGCUAUUCGCGCUUUAGCCCCUGUUGCGGUCAACUCGCAAUUGUACCCAUCACUAGUCGCGCAAGGGGCAUUGCCGAUCCUCAAGUCCCUGCUUCAACAUGUCAACGAAGACAUCGUAUAUCGCGUUAUCAGCUUUUUACAUGAUCUCGCCGCCGUCGAUGAUGGCAGCGACGUCGAACGCGACAGCACCCGUGCUUUCUACGAUGCUUUGCUCAAGGCGGGAAUACAUGAGAUGCUUAGCGAUGUUUUGAACGAUGUAUUGUUCCCACACAUAACCGGGACCACUUCUGACGACACAACGCCUGCGCAGGAAGCCACCGCCCAGGUGUUUGCAAUAUUUGAGAAUUCCAUCGAUGUUCGCCCCGACCUGACCGAAGCUAUUGCAGUAGGGUCGAAAAUCGUCCAAACCUGCAUUAAACAUGUAAACAUUCCGCAACCCAACGAUGCUGCUGUGGAACUGCUCGCAGUUUUCUUGCAAAGCUCUACGAAAUGCAAGGAUCACUUCGUCCAAAAUGACGGUCUAAACGUUGUUCUCGAAGCGCUUGUACCGUUUCGAACACAUAAGAAACAGUCCUCGUCCUCAGGAGACAAAAGAAACACAAACUCAGGAGCGGAUGAGGAGGAAAUGGUUGAAAACAUGUUUGGACUGCUAUGUUCAGCGCUUUUCGACAACCCUCCAGCAAAAGUCGAGUUUGAACGGCUGGAAGGAGUGGAGCUGAUGAUCUCGUUUAUGAAGACGUCAAGUGCGUACCGCGGAUCCGCAGCAAAAGUGUGUGACUUUGCAUGUACCGGUCAUAGCACCGCAACGCAACGCCUUUUCAUGUGUGGCGGGAUUGGAGUGGUGUUCGCCAUUCUGAUGACCCUCGGCAAAGACCGUUUCAUAGGUGGGACCAGGAAGCGCACACGAGCACUGGAGGAUGAUACGCGAAAUGUGACUGAACAUAUCUUUAGCAUACUAUUUCACUUGUUCAAGUAUGCUUCGACAACAGAUAGAAGAAGAUUGUUGGUGAAGCUUAGAGAAAACAGAGCGGAGAAGACUGUCAAAAUCGUAUCGCUAUAUCGACACUUUGCCCUAGCAGUUGAAAAAGUCAGCGGAGAGCAGGGAAGAUACCUGGCGGUAGCCGAUAAGGACGCAGCAGCGAUAUCGGAAAGGGAAAGCGGUGAUGAUGAGAUGCUGGUCAAGAAACUGGAUGCAGGACUGUUGAUUGUGCAAAUGGGUGCUGCUAUUGUCGCGCAUGUCGUUGCAUAUGGGGACGAGAGCUUGAGAAAGGCUACGGCUUUCAUGUUGGAGCGGGUGGGACUCACGAUUGCGGUGAUGUGCGAGACAUUGCAAGAAUACGCAGAAACUAUUGGUGACGCAGCAAGAGGUAAAGAAAGACCCGAAGCACUUAACGAACAGAAAAGAAUAUUGCACCUGGUUGAGAAUAUUCGCAAUUCUGUAUGA